AUGAAAAACACCGUUGAUGAUGGCUUGGAAUAUCUUAAAAAGGAGCUUCUUUCUGAUAUGGUUGUAGAGACCAAGGAGGAGCUGCAGCAUAAAAGAGUGCUUCUGGUUCUGGAAGGAGUUGAUAGUGAAGAGCAUUUGGAGUUGCUAGCGGGAAUGGGAAUAGUUGAUUGGUUUGGUCCUGGUAGUAGGAUCAUCAUAACAACAGAAAACAAAGAUCUCUUUCAGAAUUAUUCUCCUGUAAUGAAUGGUGUUGAGCUUGAGACACAUUGCAUUCGUGAAGGUGAAAUCGUUGGCAGCGAUGGGAUAGUGAAGGAAAAGCAUGUAGUGGGAUUUGUAAAAGAUUUCAUAGAUGUAAUUAAUCAAUUGAGGGAAGAAGAUUCAAAGAGGAGGAAUGUUGUUUCCAUUGUUGGUAUGGGUGGGUCAGGAAAGACUACUCUUGCCCAAAAGAUCUAUGGUAGCAAAGUGGUGAGGGAGGUAUUCCCUUUGCGUGCAUGGGCAACUGUUUCCAAAGAUUACAGAGAAAAGGAAGUUUUCUCGAGCCUUUUUCGUUGUCUGAUGCCAUCUAAGCCUAUACCUGAAAACGAAGAAGAGUUGAAGUCCGAGGUAAGAAAAUGUUUGAAUGAGAAAAGGAGAAAGUACUUGGUAGUACUCGAUGAUGUGUGGGACAUUCAAGUGUGGGACAAGCUGAAGGAUUAUGUUCUCCCAAAUAAGAACAAUGGGAGCAGGGUAUUGGUGACUACACGAAAUGAUCAGGUGGCAAACUAUGCAAGGUCAAAGGAGCCCCACCACAAACUUCUCCUCUUGAAUGAAGAAGAAAGUUGGGAAUUGAUUUACAACGAGGUGUUUGGUGGAGAAGAGUGUCCUCCUGAUUUAGAGCCUAUUGCUAAAUCAAUUGCUGAAGGUUGCAAGGGUUUACCAUUGGCUAUCAAAACUACAGCCGGGAUUGUAGCAAAGAGGGAGAGAUCAGAGGAUGAAUGGAAAAAAAUCAAGAAUCUGCUCCCUCAUUGGUGUGUUGCUGAAGACAAGGAAGGUAAGAAGAUGAUGGAGAUAUUGAAGCUUAGCUAUGAUGAUCUGUCUGAGAAAAUGAAGCCAUGCUUCUUAUAUCUUGGGGUGUUUCCUGAAGAUGUAGAGAUUCGGGUGAGAGACUUAAUCGAAGUAUGGAUAGCAGAAAGGUUGAUAGAGCCAAUCCAGAGUGGAAGAUCAAAAGUAGCACCAGAACCUGAAGAUAUUGGUGAGCAAUACUUGAAGGAACUAGUGGAUCGUAACUUGGUACAAGUGGCCAGUAGGAGGAGUGACGGGAAAGGCGUCAAAACUUGUAAGAUCCACGAUCUUAUUCGGGAAUUGUGUAUUUCAGAGAGUAACAGCCCUCAUAACGGUAACAAUAAUGCUCGUAGGUUGUCCUUUCCAAGGGAUAUAGGAUCCUAUGCAUGUUCAGUAACAUGUCAUCAAUCAUGCACUUAUUCCUUGUUCAUUUAUGGAGAUGUCAAGGGGUGGUCACAUCAUAUUCCACAAGACUGUCGAGUUAAUGUGCUAUAUUUUGAAGGAUGGAUUGAUGAUCUAAGUCAUCUAACUGAUGAAAAGAAUGUUGAGAAUUUGAAGGAGUUGAAAAGUGUCAAGUUCUUGAAAAUAGAUAUUUUUUACCCAAAUGAGCUAAGACUUCAGAGCAGACCAUGGAGUGAGGCUAUUGACAAGAUUGUUGAAAGGGUCACAAAAAGACUUCCUCCCUUGCCUCUGCAUAUUGAUCGUCCCCUUGGAUGUGAUUCUGAACUUAAACUGGCGGAAUUACUUUUAGAGAUUGGUUCUCAUGCUCCUUGUUUGAUGCUGGGAAUUCAUGGAGAUGGUGAUGAAAUAAGCAAAUUUGUUGCGGAGUUGUAUAACAAGAUUAGGCCUCACUUUGUAAUUGCAAGUUUUCUUUCUAAUAUCAGUGAGAAAACAAAUGAAAGUGGUGGUGGCCUAGAACAUCUACAAGAAACUCUUCUUUCUGAGAUGGGAGAGGUGGUCAAGACUAAGAUCGGAAGCACAUUCAAAGGAUCCUCUGAAAUUAAACGAAGACUGGGCCAAAAAAGAGUUCUUCUAGUUUUGGAUGAUGUUGACAGUAUACAACAACUGAAUUCACUAGCGGGAGGAACUGAUUGGUUUGGUCCCGGUAGUAGGAUCAUCAUAACAACAAGAUAUGAACAUGUGCUAGAUGAUCAUAUGUCAAAUAAUGGUGUUGAGGUUAAGAAAUAUUACUUCACCGAAGGAAGUAGUUCUACUAGGAAGGAAGAAAAUAUAGUGGGAUUGGAGAAAGAUUUUGAAGUUGUGAUUAAUCAACUCAAGGAAGCAAACUCUCCUGGUAAUGUUGUUUCCAUUGUUGGCAUGGGUGGGUUAGGAAAGACUACUCUUGCUCGAAAGAUUUUUGAUAGCAAUGAGGUGAAGAAGCUAUUCUCUUGUCGAGCAUGGGCAACUGUUUCCAGAGAUUUCAGAGGAAAGGAAGUUUUUAGAAGCCUUCUCAACUUAACAUCCAAAUCUAAACAUAAAGAUUCAAGUAGUGAAGAGGAGCUAAAGGAGAAGGUGAGGAAAUAUUUGAAUGGAAAAAAGUACUUGGUAGUCCUUGACGAUGUUUGGGACACUAACAACGCAUGGGGUGCUCUAAAGGGUUGUUUCCCUAAAAACAACAAUGGAAGCAUGAUACUACUAACUACCCGCGACGAUCGGGUGGCCAACGUUUCAGAGUCAAAGAAGCCUCAUCACAGGCUUUCCUUUUUGGAUAAAAAAGAAAGUUGGAAACUGUUUUGCAAUGAGGUAUUCUGCAGCAAAAAGUGUCCUCGGGAUCUACAACGUAUUGGUAGAUCAAUUGCCCAAAGUUGCAAUGGUUUUCCAUUGGCUAUCAAAACCAUAGCGGGGAUUGUAGCGAAGAGGGAGAGAUCAGAAGAUGCAUGGGAAGAAAUCAAGAGCCUGCUCCCUUACUGGUCUGUUGCUGAAGACAAGGAAGGUAAGAAGAUGAUGGAGAUAUUGAAGCUUAGCUACGAUGAUCUGUCUGAGAAAAUGAAGCCAUGCUUCCUAUAUCUUGGGGUGUUUCCUGAAGAUAUAGAGAUUCGGGUGAGAGAUUUAAUCGAAGUAUGGAUAGCAGAAAGGUUGAUAGAGCCAAUCCAGAGUGGAAGAUCAAAAGUAGCACCAGAACCUGAAGAUAUUGGUGAGCAAUACUUGAAGGAACUAGUGGAUCGUAACUUGGUACAAGUGGCCAGUAGGAGGAGUGACGGGAAAGGCGUCAAAACUUGUAAGAUCCAUGAUCUCAUUCGGGAAUUGUGUAUUUCAGAGAGUAACAGUAACAAUGCUCGUAGGUUGUCAUUUCCAAGGGAUAUAGGAUCCUAUGCAUGUUCAGUAACAUGUCAUCAAUCAUGCACUUAUUCCUUGUUCAUUUAUGGAGAUGCCAAGGGAUGGUCACAUCAUAUUCCAGAAGACUAUCGAGUUAAUGUGCUAUAUUUUGAAGGAUGGAUUGAUGAUCUAACUAAUGAAAAGAAUGUUGAGAAUUUGAAGGAGUUGAAAAGUUUCAAGUUCUUGAAAAUAGAUAUUUUUUACCCAAAUGGGGUAAGUAAGCUUCAGAGCAUACAAACAUUACAUAUAAUGAACGAUGGAACUCCCAAGGACCUAAGUAUUGGGGGGUUAAAGCAACUCAGACAUUUUCGAAGAGAAUGUGAAGUGUGUUUAUUAGUAGAUGAAGAUGGGGUAAAAAACAAAAUGCAGAAUCUCCAAACCCUACUUUAUGUGCAUGUUGAUUCACAACUAGGGUCCUUACUCGACAAUGGCUACUUUCCCAACUUAAGAACACUGGGUUUAUGUGUAACUGAAGAAGGAAGACAUUCAGCAGAAAAAACUUUUAGUAGUUUACACUGCCUAAGCAAUCUACAGAAACUCAAACUGGAGCUCCCGGUCUCUGAACCGUUUCCAAUUCCAGUUGAUAAAAUUGCAUUUCCGUCAAAUCUUAGCAAGCUUACCAUAUCAUUUUUUGAUGGUUUGAAGUCCGAAGACAUGAAUGCAUUGGGACGAAUUCCCGGCCUUAAGAUUUUAAAAUUCCAUGAUGUACGUUGUAUCGAAAAAAUCCUUAAUUGUGGUACUGAUAGGAGCUUUCUGCAGCUUCAAGUGUUUAUCAUGAUAUCUGUGUGUGUCAAAUGUCUUACCUUAGAAGAUGGUGCCAUGCCUUGCCUUCGACGUGCGGUCUUCCAUGGCUGCCCUGGCUUGGAGUUGAAGGACCUUCCUGAACAAAUGCGUUCCUUGGGUUGUAACUUGCAUUUUACGCCACAUGACGACGAGGAUUUUGAAGAAGAUGAUGAUGAGGAUGAUGAUGAUUUUGAUGAUUGA
Messenger RNA from Arachis ipaensis, 4341 nucleotides. NCBI's taxonomy places the organism in Eukaryota, Viridiplantae, Streptophyta, Magnoliopsida, Fabales, Fabaceae. The record is from RefSeq and is a predicted model, not a curated record.